Molecule: messenger RNA, 1214 nt
Organism: Peromyscus leucopus (white-footed mouse)
Lineage: Eukaryota; Metazoa; Chordata; Mammalia; Rodentia; Cricetidae
Gene: Lgals4
Product: galectin 4
Exons: 10
Coding region: 164-1138 (324 amino acids)
Molecular function (GO): carbohydrate binding
Source: RefSeq, a predicted model, not a curated record
UCCCCCCAGGCCGGGAGGCCAGGGUGUGCCCUAGAGAUCCCCACCAGAGACUUCGUGAACUCUCCCGCAGCCACUCCCUCUGGUAUAAGGGCCACCUGCAGCCGGCCACCGCCCCACAGUCCCUCACUUCUGUCAGGACAAGCUGUCAGCUCAGACCCUCAAGAUGGCAUUUGUCCCAGCACCAGGCUACCAGCCCACCUACAACCCGACUCUGCCCUACAAGAGGCCCAUCCCAGGUGGCCUCAAUGUUGGAAUGUCCGUUUACGUCCAAGGAGUAGCCAAAGAGAACAUGAAACGGUUCCGCGUGGACUUCACCAUGGGGCAGGAUGAGGGGGCAGACAUCGCCUUCCACUUCAAUCCCCGCUUUGACGGCUGGGACAAGGUGGUCUUCAACACGAAGCAGAACGGACAAUGGGGCAAAGAGGAGAAGAAGAUGAGCAUGCCUUUCUCGAGGGGCAGACACUUCGAGCUGGUGUUCAUGGUCAUGUCUGACUACUACAAGGUCGUGGUAAAUGGAAAUCCCUUCUAUGAAUAUCGGCACCGGCUGCCGCUACAGAUGGUCAACCAUCUGCAUGUGGAUGGAGACUUGGAACUCCAGUCAAUCAACUUCCUGGGAGGCCAAUCUGCCCCAGCCCCGUAUCCGGGACAUAUGGCUAGCCCACCUCAACCUGGUCCUGGGCACUACCCUCCACAGAUGAGCAGCCUGCCCGUCAUGGCGGGACCCCCAACCUUCAAUCCGCCUGUGCCAUAUGUGGGGACCCUGCAUGGGGGGCUUAUAGCCCGAAGGACCAUCAUCGUCAAGGGUUAUAUACUUCCCACAGCCAAGAACUUUAUCAUCAACUUCAAGGUGGGGUCGUCCGGGGACAUAGCUCUCCACAUCAACCCUCGCAUGGGUGAGGGCGUGGUUCGCAACAGCUUUAUGAAUGGUUCCUGGGGCUCCGAGGAGAGGAAGAUCAGCUACAACCCAUUUGGCCCUGGGCAGUUCUUUGAUCUGUCAAUCCGCUGCGGCACCGAUCGAUUCAAAGUGUUCGCCAACGGCCAGCACCUUUUUGACUACUCACAUCGGUUCCAAGCGUUCCAGAGGAUAGACAUGCUGGAGAUCAAAGGUGACAUCACCUUGUCCUAUGUCCAGAUCUGAGCUCCUCCUGGGGAAGACGAAAGACCCCCCAGUUCUGUCUAAGCCCUAAUAAAACGUCUAAGGGGUCUCUGUGUGA